AUAUACGCCGUUGAAGGAGCUGAUUUCUGCCAAUGGAGAAAUACGAGAAGUUGGAGAAGGUCGGAGAAGGGACUUAUGGGAAGGUAUACAAGGCAAAGGAGAAGGCCACUGGGCAACUGGUGGCUCUGAAGAAGACGCGUCUGGAAAUGGACGAGGAGGGAAUCCCUCCUACUGCUCUUCGAGAAAUCUCCCUCCUUCAGAUGCUUUCACAGUCCCUCUACAUUGUCCGCCUGCUCUGUGUCGAGCACGUCGACAAGGCUUCAAAAACUGUGGCUGCUGGUUGCCAGCCCAGCACCAAGCCCCUCCUCUACCUGGUCUUUGAGUACCUGGAUACUGACCUUAAGAAGUACAUUGAUUCUCACCGUAAGGGUCCCAACCCCAGGCCUCUUGCUCCUUCACUCAUUCAGAGCUUCCUUUUCCAGCUGUGCAAGGGAGUUGCCCACUGCCAUAGCCACGGCGUCCUCCACCGUGACCUCAAACCCCAGAAUCUUCUUCUCGACCAGCAGAAGGGAAUUCUCAAGAUUGCUGACCUUGGGCUUGGAAGAGCCUUCACUGUCCCUCUCAAGAGCUACACGCAUGAGAUUGUCACCCUUUGGUAUAGAGCGCCUGAGGUUCUGCUGGGAUCCACUCACUACUCCACUGGCGUUGACAUGUGGUCCGUUGGAUGCAUUUUUGCUGAAAUGGUGAGAAGGCAAGCCCUGUUUCCUGGGGAUUCUGAGUUCCAACAGCUCCUUAAUAUAUUCAGGUUGUUGGGUACUCCAAAUGAGGAGCAAUGGCCAGGAGUUACUUCUUUGAGGGACUGGCAUGUCUACCCCCGGUGGGAACCACAAAACUUGGCGCGAGCUGUUCCGUCUCUGGGACCUGAAGGAGUAGAUCUUCUUUCGAAAAUGCUCAAGUAUAACCCUGCUGAGAGAAUCUCUGCAAAGGCAGCACUUGAUCAUCCCUACUUUGACGGCCUGGACAAGUCUCAAUUCUAACCACGUGCUCAUCCACUAGUCACAAGUUCGUGUGCAGAUGUCUCCGUUUGCUAUGUUAUGGGGGUAGUUACCAGAAAAUUUCUCAUGCUGUGCCUAAGGAUCUCUUGAAUCAAUUAGGUGAAAUCGUUUGUCAUCAUCUUGGUGAUCUGGCUGGACAAUUCAAUGCAACUUUCCUUGAGGCUUAGUCUUUACGAGCCAUCACUCUGGUUGAGAGGGACUUGAGAAAUCUUGUUUACCUUCAAGAUUGUAUUAUUUGCUUUAGCUUAUAGUUAUGUAUAACCCCGCUAUUAACCAUGUGAAUGCUUUGUCAUUCUCUCUGUCUUGCCUUUUGUUGUCAAUAAUGACUUAGGCUAAUUCAUCAGAAACACAUGAAAGUGCCAAACUAUUCCAGUCACUUGACAUGAGAUUAG
This is a messenger RNA of Neltuma alba, 1387 nucleotides long. RefSeq names its product cell division control protein 2 homolog C. The transcript has 5 exons. The coding region runs from base 33 to 977 and encodes 314 amino acids. Gene Ontology annotation, cellular component: cytoplasm; nucleus; cyclin-dependent protein kinase holoenzyme complex. Gene Ontology annotation, molecular function: cyclin-dependent protein serine/threonine kinase activity; ATP binding; cyclin binding. The record is from RefSeq and is a predicted model, not a curated record. Lineage: Eukaryota; Viridiplantae; Streptophyta; Magnoliopsida; Fabales; Fabaceae. Gene Ontology annotation, biological process: regulation of gene expression; signal transduction; protein phosphorylation.